AUGCCACAUUAUGCAUUGCUUCAUGAACAAGCAACAUCUUCGCGAUAUGUUGCAAUGAAAAUGAAUCACAUUUUAUUCUUGUCCAUUUUUAUCAUCACAAGUUUGCUACUACUACCACAGGUUCUAUCUCUAGAUAAAGGAAUAAAGAUUGGGAAGAAGCCUUUAAUUUUAAGGAGAAAUUGGAUUUUGUGGAGGCUUGUGUUAAGCAAAAAGGUGAUUUUUACUGAUAGAAUUUGUACCACUGCUGAAAUAAGAAACUACUUUCAGAGUUUUUUCCUAGAAGGAGGCACGUCUGCGAGUUACGUAAAACCGAACCAAAAUUGCAACUUGACUUCAUGGGUUUCUGGUUGUGAGCCUGGUUGGAGUUGUAGUGCUGAUCAGAAAAUUGAUCUUAAAACGGAUACAAAGGAUAUUCCUUCUAGAACCAAUGACUGUCAACCAUGUUGUGAAGGGUUUUUCUGUCCUCAAGGAUUAACUUGCAUGAUAACAUGUCCACUUGGUUCUUAUUGUCCACUUGCAAAACUGAAUGAAACAACUGGAGUAUGCGAUCCAUAUAGUUAUCAAAUUCCUGCUGGAGACACAAACCAUACUUGUGGUAGUGCUGAUAUUUGGUAUGGUGUUGUGAACAAUAGUAAUAUCUUUUGUUCUCUGGGAUCAUAUUGUCCGUCUCCGACGCGCAAAGUUUCUUGCGAUAAAGGAUAUUACUGCAGGAUGGGUUCAACUCAGCAAAAUCGAUGCUCCAAGUUGAGUAACUGCAAUCUAAAUACAGCAAUGCAAAACAUGCAUGCUUACGGCGCUUUGAUUAUUGUUGGUAUGAGUACUACUCUGAUCUUCAUUUACAACUGUUAUGAUCAAGUUCUAGCUACUAGAGAAAGAAGGAAGGAUAAAUCGAGAGAAGCUGCGGCAAAACACGUAAGAGAAACGGUACAAGCUCGCGAUAGAUGGAAACAAGCAAGAGAUUUUUGCUAA
This is a messenger RNA of Lathyrus sativus (Indian pea), 969 nucleotides long. NCBI's taxonomy places the organism in Eukaryota, Viridiplantae, Streptophyta, Magnoliopsida, Fabales, Fabaceae. The record is from the annotation of a GenBank genome assembly.